AACAGUAACUGUAUUUGUACAAGCAUAAACCGUUGCUCGCUCGUUGAUGGAGACGUACUAGAAAAGGCAAGGUGAGGAGAGGAUGGGAUUGGAUGAGUGGGAAUUUGCAACUUGGAGAAAGAAAGCAACAACGUGAAGGAAAUGCAUGCUUUGAUUAUUCCUCAGUUAGGCAGAGGAAUAACAGAACAAGAAAACGAGAGCACCAGUAAAUUACUAAAACAGUAAACAAUGCUUCUCUAAUUGGACUCCGGCCGCCGUUGAUUGAUGAUGAUGGGCCAAGCUAAAGCCCAUGCCCAAACUGAUGGUGGUCAAACUUACUUGAUACUUCACAGCAAAGCCCAAACCCGCAAAACAUUACCCACUCCCACUCCUGUAUUGGGCCAGCGGAAGUUCUUAAACCACUCACAAUAGCUAGCAACCACCUAAUCCAUUUGUGGAAUGGAAUAAGAGAGUAUGCCGUACAACUCAAGCGAUAGCUAUUUUGCAAGUAUGAAUGUGGAGUAGUUUGGAGAACAUGAUUCAGCACAUGGAGUCACCGAAUUUGUAGAUUUUGUAGAAAGUUAUGUUUUUUUGUUGCUUUUUGUAUUGUGGAUUCUAGCUUUAGAGAUUUCAAAUUUCUAAAAUGCGGAUAUCAAAUCUCUCAUAAUCAGAGAGAUUCUAUAACUUGAUUCGUGGGCUUUUUUCUCUCAUAAUUUUUCUUAUCCUUUUAUUUAUUUAUCACAUGAAAUAUAUUUAUCAACAAAGUUUUUUAUAUUUCUCGAACCACUAUAAUUUUUUAUUAAGGAUAAGCAUGUUAUUUAAUAAAAAAUUAAAUUUUUUAUUUUACUUGAAUGUUAACAAUCACAGUUACCAAACAAUUAAAAUUUUAAAAUCUGUUUUCAAUAAUCUGAAGAGUUAGAAUCGUUAGAUUGUUGACAAUCUAUAGAUUUAAACUCAUAUUCUCCAAACGAUCCCGUGGUUCAGUCAAUAAGGUAUUGUUGUUGUGAUUGUUAUAUCAUUGUUGACAUAAAAUUAGAUGGAUUAAUAUUUUUAACUGGAGUUACAUUGACAUAAUACGAUAGCCAAUUUGAUCCCACUACAACGAUUGGCAUGAAAUGUUCAUAUUAUUCAUAUUAGAUUUUACUGUUACGAGUGUAGGUAAUUUUUACGGUCCAGGCCAGCCAACAUUAUGCUGCUCGCGUAAAUCGUAAAUGUUAUUGAUACACAGAGAAACAAAGAAAAAGAAACGUCGACAUAUUAAGAAAAAAAUCAACCUUGCCACGACAGUUCCUAGUCACAAGUUUUAUGGAUUGGUACGUGCAGGCCCCACUAGCCCACUCGCCGGCCCAUAUUCGCUUAUUUUUUCCAGCUAAACUUGGCAUAUUCACUACUCAAGGCCAUUAUUAAACAGCCAAAAAAAAAAAAGAAUUAUUUUAUUUCAAUGGCCACGAAUUAAUUUCGUAUCCGGUUUCACUCCAACGCCCCGCCGUUUUGUCCUUUCUUCCGCUUCCCCCCUCUCUCUCUCUAUUCUAGCGUGAACGUUCACUUCCCCGAGAGAGAAAAAAAAAAAAUGAAGCAGCAAAUCCACCAGCACCACUUGUUCACCUCCUCCGCGCCACAACCGCCGGCCCAGCACCUCCGCCAUCAACUCCCCGCCGGAGCCUCUCGCCGCCAUCGCCGAGUGACGCUCUCCGUCCGUUCUGUUCGAGCAUCUACAAGUAACUCCGAAGAAUGCGGCCAGAGUCAAACCAGCAGUACUGGCGCCGCCGGGACGAAGAGAAGACAAGUUCUGAUCGCUCCGCUACUGACUCUCGGGUUCUCCGUCCUCCACUCCGCCGUCUCGAGGGCGGAUGAAGCUGUUCUACAAUCGCCGCCGGCUACUCCUCCUCCUCUUCCAUCUCUGUCUCCGCCUCCGCCACCGCAGGUCCAACUGCCAACGGCCGUGGAGACAGCGAAGAAGGUGGAGGUCGAGGCGAUUCCGAUAAACUCGAGAAUUUACGACGCGACGGUGAUUGGAGAGCCUCUGGCUAUGGGGAAGGAGAAGAGCGCCAAGGCAUUGGAUAAACUGACGAGUGCGAGGGUAGUGUACUUAGGUGAGGCGGAGCAAGUUCCGACGCGGGACGACAAGACGUUGGAGCUCGAAAUCGUGAAGAGCUUGAGGAGUCGAUGCGUAGAGAGCCAGAGGUCAAUUUCGUUAGCAAUGGAGGCGUUCCCUUGCGAAUUGCAGCCUAAGAUCGAUGAAUUCCUUGACAAGAGGAUAGAUGGAGAAGCUUUCAAGUCUAUCCUAUCAAAUUGGCCACCUGAGCGAUGGCAGGAAUACGAGCCUCUUUUGAGCUAUUGCCGCGAGAAUGGGGUUAAGAUUGUUGCUUGUGGUGUCCCACCUAAGAUCCUGAGAACCGUCCAAGCUGAAGGCCUCCAUGGGCUUUCAAAGGCGGACCGCAAGCUGUAUACACCACCAGCAGGAUCUGGGUUCAUCUCGGGUUUCACCUACAUCUCCCGCAGGCUAAAUGAUUUGAGUUCUGCUGAAAACCUUUCGAUUCUUCCCAUCGGCCCCAGCUCGUACUUAUCUGCACAAGCAAGAGUUGUCGAGGACUACACCAUGUCCCGAAUAAUCUUGCAAGCAGUUAAUGAUGGCGGGGCUUCUGGACUUCUGGUGGUGGUGACAGGUGCAAGCCAUGUUACUUAUGGGUCAAGGGGAACCGGAGUGCCUGCUAGAAUAUCGAAGAAGUUGCAGAAAAGGAAUCAAGUUGUCAUACUGCUGAAUCCCGAGAGGCAGUUCAUCCGAAGAGAAGGUGAAGUUCCUGUUGCUGACUUCUUGUGGUAUUCUGCUGCAAGACCGUGCACCAGGAAUUGCUUUGAUCGUGCUGAAAUUGCUCGAGUUAUGAAUGCUGCUGGUAGAAGGAGAGAUGCACUACCACAGGAUCUUCAAAAUGGUCUUGAUCUUGGUUUAGUAUCACCAGAGGUGCUGCAGAACUUCUUUGAUCUGGAACAAUAUCCUCUUAUCAAGGAACUCACUCAUCGUUUCCAGGGUUUCAGAGAGAGGUUAUUGGCAGAUCCAAAAUUCCUGCAUAGGUUAGCCAUAGAAGAAGGUAUAUCGAUCACCACUACCCUAAUAGCACAGUAUGAGAAACGCAAGGAGAAUUUCUUCGAAGAGCUCGACUAUGUGAUUACAGACACCGUCAGGGGAUCUGUUGUUGACUUCUUCACCGUGUGGCUUCCUGCACCAACACUUUCUUUCCUUUCAUACCCCGAAGAUUUGAAUCCCUCUGAAAAUAGUGUGGAGGCUUUAAAAGGCCUGCUGGGUUCCAUCCCAGAUAAUGCAUUUCAAAAGAAUCUUGCGGGGAAAGACUGGAAUCUGAGUCACAGAGUUGCAUCUGUGCUUGUUGGUGGUCUUAAGCUUUCUGGUGUAGGAUUUGUUUCCAGCAUUGCAGCUGUGGCUUCUUCAAAUGCUUUAUAUUCAGUUCGCAAGCUCUUUAAUCCAGAGUUGGUGACUGUUCAAGGAGUUAGAAGAUCUCCAAUACUCAAAACCGCAGUUGUUUAUGCAAGCUUUCUGGGCAUAUCAGCAAACCUGAGAUAUCAGAUCAUUGCCGGAUUAGUUGAGCAUAGGAUUUCUGAUGAAUUCGCUUCACAGACAAUACUUGUAGCUAUGUUGUCUUUUGUUGUUCGGACUAUCAACUCCUACUGGGGAACCCAGCAAUGGAUCGACCUUGCACGCUUUUCAGGGCUACAAAAAAGAAAUGAUGAACCAGCAGCUUCUUAUCAGACAGUGGAUCUUCCUAUAAAUCCUGUUGUGGGAUGCGAAACUACCGACGAAGCGAGUACCGAAGAAAUCAAGAACUAAUGAGGAGAGAAAUGCUUCACUGGAGCAUUGUAAAGUAUACAUCCCAACUCAUAAUCUUUGCUGAAAGAUAACAACCACAGUUUUGAUACCUCUCUUUCUGUUCUUCCUUCUCUCUCGAAUACAUGUAUCAUCAAAUUUUGGCGCAAAUGUGGAUAAUUAAUGUACACCUAGAAGACUAGAACAGGUUAUUUUGAACUUCUUCUAGUCCAGCGGAGUGUACAGCAUCUAUUGUUAUCUUCACGUUGAGCCGCUGUAGAGGGCCACGUUUGUGCUUGUAUCAAUGUCAACUUCAGACAACCGAAACCGAACCUGUGAAGUGCGAUAAGCUCUUAACGGUUUCAGUUUUGACAAUUGGCUAAUUUGGGUUUCGGUUUCUAAUGGUUUUCAUUUGGUUAACCGAACCAACAUCACUGGGUGUACAUAGACAUUAUUUUUGUAUAGGAACUUGCUCUACUAUCAAUUGUGACAAAUACAAGGAAAUGAGUGGUUAAAUAUGGAAACACAAGUCGUUCGUACUUGAUUGUCACAAGUCACAACAUAACUCUUAAGAAACGGAAAGUUACAAA
Linum trigynum is the source of this 4386-nucleotide messenger RNA. The record is from the annotation of a GenBank genome assembly. NCBI's taxonomy places the organism in Eukaryota, Viridiplantae, Streptophyta, Magnoliopsida, Malpighiales, Linaceae.